Nothoprocta perdicaria is the source of this 1443-nucleotide messenger RNA. Its product is annotated as G protein-activated inward rectifier potassium channel 4-like. Bases 1 to 1443 code for a protein of 480 amino acids. Gene Ontology annotation, biological process: regulation of monoatomic ion transmembrane transport; potassium ion import across plasma membrane. The transcript is spliced from 4 exons. Gene Ontology annotation, cellular component: plasma membrane. The record is from RefSeq and is a predicted model, not a curated record. Gene Ontology annotation, molecular function: inward rectifier potassium channel activity. NCBI's taxonomy places the organism in Eukaryota, Metazoa, Chordata, Aves, Tinamiformes, Tinamidae.
AUGGAGCUGCUGCAGCUGGAACGCGAGCGCUCGCUGGCGCCCAGCCGGGCCAGCGGCGCUGACUCCGAGGCCGCCAAGCACCGGCCCAGCGUGUCCAUCAACGCGGAGGAGCUGCCGCGGUACCGGCGCGCGUCGCGCCUGGAGCCGCCGCGCGAUGCGGCCGCGCGCUGGUACCCGCGGCACGCGCUCAGCGUGCCCAACAUCCCCAACUCGGCGCGCAGCAAGACGCCCACGCGCAGCGUGGCGUCCGUGCCCGGCGGCGACGGGCCGCCGAGCCGCCGCUGCAAGCUCAUGGACGGCGAGCGCCUCCUGGGCCUGGGCAGCAAGCAGCAGCGCCAGCGCUACGUCACCAAGAUGGGCAAGUGCCAGGUGAACCUGGGCAACAUCCAGGAGAAGAAGCGCUUCCUCUCCGACAUCUUCACCACCAUCGUGGACCUCAAGUACCGCUGGUUCCUCUUCGUUUUCAUGAUGUGCUACAUUGUGACGUGGCUGCUCUUCGGCAUCAUUUACUUCGUGGAUGCUUGGCUCCGGGGCGAUGUCCACCACAUGGGCGACCCGGAGUGGAAGGCGUGUAUCGAGAACGUGGACAAUUUCCUUUCUGCCUUACUCUUCUCUGUGGAAAGUCAGAGGACCAUCGGCUACGGCUCCCGGAUGGUGACCGCCAACUGCCCCGAGGGCGUCAUUCUGCUCAUGGUGCAGUCCAUCAUCGGCUCCAUGAUCGACGCCCUCAUGGUGGGCUGCAUGUUCGUCAAGAUCUCCAGGCCCAAGAAGCGCGCCCAGACCUUAAUCUUCAGCAAAAACUGUGUCAUCUCGCACCGGGACGAGAAGCUCUGCCUCAUGUUCCGCAUCGGGGACCUCCGCGACAGCCACAUGGUCGACGCCAAGAUCAGGGCCAAGCUGAUCAAGUCGCGGCAGACCAAAGAGGGGGAGUUCAUCCCCCUGGAGCAGUCGGAGCUGAACCUGGGCUACGACACGGGCGAGGACCGGCUGUUCCUGGUGGAGCCGCAGAUCGUCUGCCACGUCAUCAACCAGCACAGCCCCUUCUGGGAGAUGUCCGCGGACUCGCUGAAGCGGGAGCAGUUCGAGAUCAUCGUCAUCCUGGAGGGCAUCGUGGAGGCCACAGGGAUGACGUGCCAAGCGCGCACCUCCUACACGGAGGACGAGAUCCUGUGGGGCUACCGCUUCGAGCCGUGCAUGUCCCUGGAGAAGGGCGCCUUCCGCGUGGACUACAGCCGCUUCGAGCUGACCUUCGAGGUGCAGACGCCGGCGGUGAGCGCGCGCGAGAUGCAGGAGCUGCGCGAGCUGGAGCGUGCCGAGCGCUCCACGCUGAGCCUCUACUGGGACCCGCUGGUGCAGGCGUGCGCGGCGGCGGGCGCCGAGGGCCGCCUCAGCAUCGCCAGCGCGCGCGACGAGGAAGCAGCAGCUGCGGCAGCUCGCAGGUGA